Molecule: messenger RNA, 234 nt
Organism: Strongylus vulgaris
Lineage: Eukaryota; Metazoa; Nematoda; Chromadorea; Rhabditida; Strongylidae
Source: the annotation of a GenBank genome assembly
UUGCCACUCAGUGCUCAGCUGAUUACCCAGGCACUUCCGCAGUAUCGCUCUCAGCAACAUCUCAUUCCUACGGAUCCCAUGCCAUUGCUCUCCGGUUCCUCUCAAUCUCAUGAAGGACUGAGUCGUUGGCCACGUUCCAUAUAUGAGAAUCAUGAACUUUUGACUGGUGGCAAUGCAGGAAGAGUUCAGUCUUUGAAGAAUGAAGAAGAACUUUGGAACUUGGUUUCUGAAUAA